Messenger RNA from Ylistrum balloti, 8248 nucleotides. Its product is annotated as integral membrane protein GPR155-like. The record is from RefSeq and is a predicted model, not a curated record. The coding region runs from base 282 to 3173 and encodes 963 amino acids. Lineage: Eukaryota; Metazoa; Mollusca; Bivalvia; Pectinida; Pectinidae. The transcript is spliced from 17 exons. Gene Ontology annotation, cellular component: membrane. Gene Ontology annotation, biological process: intracellular signal transduction; transmembrane transport.
CAAGAGCACAUGCACAACAGUUGAUUAAGUGACGAAGGACAUGGAUUCGGUAUUCCGUAGGUAAAGUACUGCUAUGCCAGUGGAACAUCAUCACUUGUGCCAGGUUACAAUCACCAUGCCCAGUAAUUAUUAACCAAGAUGUGAAGUACAUAAUAAAACAGACUCCAGUCAGUGUGGAUAGAAUUCAACACAUGAAUGUUUAACUAAACUUACAAUCAGAGUGCCUGAUGUACUCCUAGAGGAUGAUGGUGAUCUCUGGAUGAUUACAUAAGAGAUAGAAGAUGAUGGUGGACAGGAAUGUGACCCCACCCCCUAGUGCCCCGAUGGAGGGCAAUGUGUCCAUUGACAACCUGUACCCUGCCAUUAUCCAGUGUUUCUUCAUCAUCCUGGCAGGUUAUAUUGCUGGACGUGUCAGCCUCAUCUCAGCGUCCCAGAGUCGAGGGAUUGGGCUGUUUGUGUCGAACUUCUGCCUUCCAUGUCUUCUCUUUAAGAACAUGUGUAUUCUGGAUUUCAGUGUGGUGAACUGGAUGUUUUUGAUCGGUAUCUUGAUAUCAAAAUCUAUUGUAUUUUUUUCGGUAGUGUUAUUGACACUGCUUGCUAAGCGACCUCUGAACUAUGGUUAUGCAGGCAUGUUUGGAAUAUUUGCUACACAAAGUAAUGACUUUGCUCUUGGUUACCCUAUCAUUCAAGCCCUGUACGAGACGUCCCACCCAGAAUACCUGAAGUACAUUUAUUUAAUAGCCCCAAUCUCUGUGGUGUUCUUGAAUCCUAUAGGAUUUAUUUUAUUGGAGAUACAAAAACGACGGACACAGACAUUGAAAGAUUCAUCAGGAAGUCAUUCCCAAGGAACGGAUAGUGACUUGUUGCUAGGCAGUGGUUCAUCCACCCAAAAGAAGAUGGAGAUGACCCCUCACACAAGUACAGUAAUGGUGGCAGUGCAUGUGUUUAAGGGGGUCAUCUCAAAUCCAAUCGUCUUUAUGACCAUCAUUGGGAUUAUUGGCAACUUUGUUUUCAAACAUGACCUCCCUGCUGUCUUGGAUGGCAUUCUAACUUCACUUGGUAAUGCCUUCAGUGCUACAGCAUUGUUCUAUCUGGGCCUGAGUUUGGUUGGCAAGGUGUCAGGAACAAUGGGUAUAGGACUCUUAGUACCACUGCUUCUUAUAGCUGCAAAGGCGCUGGUGUUGCCAUUGGUGAUAUGGCAGAUUGUUGGUGCUAUGGAUCAAAUCUCUACAUCAGCAGAUGUUAAUGUUAACAGUACCAUAUCCCUAAGCAUGUAUGGCUUUCUGUAUGGUACAUUUCCAACUGCACCCUCUGUGUUUCUGUAUGCCAGUCAGUAUGCAGUUGCCCAGGAUACGGUUGCGACUGGGAUGGUGGCUGGAACUUUCUUCUCAGCUCCGAUGAUGUUCAUGUCUGCUAGAAUGUUGACUGUGGUGGUCAACAGUGAGAUGGAUUACAAGACAUUGCUGCUAGAGACAUCAUUUGAUACCAGCAUCAUCAGCGUUGUCUGCUGUGUUUGGGUACUCGGUAUCCUUCUCUUUAGUAAACGAUACAAGAAGAUGCCCCACCAGUUUCUUCUCUGUCUGGUUUUCACACAUCUGAUGUCCUGUGUGGGUAUGAUUAUAUACAAUGGGCGAGACUGUGGUCAGCUGUCAUGGAAACACUACCUACAGUUUGCGCUGAUCUUGAUUGGAGUAUUCGCCACACGUUGCUGGACAGCCAUGAUCUCUCUGACUUUAUAUUUGCUGCACUGUCGUAGCUUAUGCUCCGUUCUACGCUUCAGAGCCUGGAUGUACCUGUUUGCAUUUGGGUUCCCAGUAUUCUGUACUGGCAUGCUGUUUAUUUUGGGAUCUCACCACGUCCACGAUGAGAUUGAUCCCUCUUUCCACUAUGGAUCAGAUCAGACUAUCUUUUCUGUGGUGGUGCUUGUACUGUGUAGUGUGAUUAACAUUGUGUGUCUCAUACUAAAACAGAGGAACAACAGGAUACGAUCUGAGUCCCGUGUCACGCUAGACUCCGAUGGUUCAGGAGACAGCACAACUCUACGUCGACAAAGAGCACACAGAAAAGUGUACAAGCCAACUAAACACAUGAAAUCAUCAUCCAACAAUAGUUCUAGUAGAUUUUCCUCAUCUGGUGUACAAACCGAUAUUGAAGAUAUGAGUAGUGGCAGGUUUGUCUCGUCUGGCUCUUUAGAGGACAGUGGCUCACUGAGUGUGAAUUCUCAGUGUGAACAACGCCAAGCAGAAAACAAACAGAACUGUGAUAGCUGUACGGGUGGAUGUUACCAAGAUAAAGACUUUGAAGACAUUGUGCCAUUCCCAAGUGAGAGAGACAACUUACUCUCUUCAGAGAAUUCCUCCAUUAGUGACACAUCUACUCUACAGGAGAAUCUCGAGGAUAAAGUAUGCAAGUAUGGCACCUGUAACAAAGACCAGAGACGAGCUUGUGCCCGAUUGGUCAGAUCAUAUCAUGCUGAUACAGCUCUUAUCCAAUCAGAAGAGUCAGGCGUGACUAUAACCAAGAAGUCCCCCACCAAAUCAAACAAUAAUUUCCAGAGUGGAAAGUUCAUGAUCCUGUUGAUAUGUAACCAGGUGUCCAUGAUUGUGGGUCUGUUCCUGUGUAGUUGGAGGCUGAUGAACAAUAAUAAGUCAGGUAUCUAUGUGGAGAUUGAAUUCCUGGAUGGUGUUUUCAACUAUGGCCAGGGAUUUUUGCUUCUUGCCAUAUUUGGAUUUGAUACAAAGUUUAUCUUCUUGCCCUGCAUCAGAAAUUUCUUCCUGAAUAGUAACAUAAAAUGGUUGAAUAUUUUGUGUUUGAGGUGGCGGCGUUUGGUGUACGGUGUAGAGAAUGUCGAGAUACCAGAUCGGGAAGAUCUAGAUGAGAAAACACAUCAUUUGUGUGAACAAUUUCUCCGUUACCAUAAGGAAAAUUGUAUCAAGGACAUCGUUAGUGACAGAGUGUACAGACUACAGGAAUACAAGGCAGUGUUUACAGGUCAAGAAAUGUGUGAUUGGCUGAUUGAGGUUGGGCUGGCUCAGGACCGCAGUGACGCAGUCACAUACGCACAGUCUCUCCUGAUAGGCCAGGUGUUACAACAUGUGACAAAAGAACAUCAUUUCCAUGACAUGCCCUACUAUUACAGAUUUUUAGAUGUUGACCUGGAGGAGUUUCCUUAAGGAACUUGUGAUGUGUGGAUGAAUAUUGAGACUAAUCGUGUAUAGAAUGAUUCUAGAUUGAAAUGACUGUGAUUUCAUCAGGAGAUGGACAGGAUGUUUAUAAACCAAGUUAUUUUAAUAGAAAUGACUUUUAGCUGGGUAUUCUACUCAGCAUAUAGAAUUGUUGCUGAAGUUCAACAUGUACGCAUAUCAUCUGACCAGUUUCUUUCAACAUUUGUCCAACAACCUCUGUGGACACUUGACAGCUGUCUUACAACCUCUGUUGUUACCUUUCAACUGUCUUACAAGCUCAGUGGACACUAGACAGCUAUCUUAUAACCUCUGUUUUUCACCUGCAAUUUUGUUAUUUUGAUAUGAUCUCAAAACACUUAGUUCACAGAGAUGCCUGCCAUUCAUCUUCAUUCCUUGUCUCCAAAAUAAAUUUAUGGUUUCAUGAUAAAAAUGAGCUGAUCUUCACAUAGGUGAGAUAUUGAUAUGACUGCUCAAUUUUAUUGUGGAUGCUGUGCCCCUGUAUUUUGAUAAUUUAUACUGAUUUAUGCCUUUGUUGAUAUUGUAUGGAGGAACCUCAGAAAAUCCCUCCAAAAAUCCUUGUUGUUGUUGCUGUUGUAUUCAUUCAAGAGAAAUGCACCAGAGAGCUGGUUGGAGUCCAUCCUUCACUCUUGUCCAAAGGAAUAAAUACAAAUUCUGUACAAGAUGUGUUAGCCAUUGAUAACUAUCAUUUAUCUCAACUGCCUGAAGAUGCAUUGUCUGUCAUCAGCUUUUCUUUAAACAGUUUCUUUUCAAUAAUUAAGAGACCCAGGGAUUUGAUACUGAGCAAGAAUCAUGCUGCGAAGAAGAGAUCCUCAAAUGAAAGACCUUGACAAAUUUCAAAGUCAUCAGUCGAAUGUGUUAACAUAUAUUUUACAUGUAACAAGCUUUCUGUAUUAAGCAAGAGGCCAUUGGUGAUACUAUUUGUCUGGUAACAUGUUUGUGUAAUGGACUUCCAUGUUUACACACACUGGCUUAAUGCAGAACAGGAGAGAGUGAUACAGGCCCGAAGUAAUAUAUAAAUUGACAGAUGGAAAUGUAAAUAUCUUUUAUUUAUUUCACUUUAUCAUAACCUUACAUUGUGUAUAUUAACUUUUUAUUGCAAUAAUUAUUUGUUUAAAUAUUUUUCUUAAAUAUCAGAAAAAGCAUUUGCUGUAUCACCAAGGUUUGAAUAGAUAAAUUAAAAAUUAUAAGUAUAUUCUCUGAAAUAGGGUAAAACUGAUUAAGUAUUAAAGAUUAAAGUUAACAAGAAAUUAAUGUAAAUCCUUAGCGUACUCAUUUCCUCAGAGAAAAAAAAUGUUACAAGAUGCCAGUUGUGUAAAAGUGGAUCCAGUUAGAAGCUUUGACACUGAUGUGUUGUUAAAUCACUGGUUUUUGUUCAGAUAUGUAAUCCUAUCCUCAGGAUAUGAUAUAUCACAUAAUCGCAUGUUAUCCUGAAGGUAUUUUUGUUUGCUUGUCUUUGGCUGUUAUAAUCAUACUCUGGUAAAUGAAAACCUGUUGCUACAGUUCCAACUUGAUGGUUGUAGUUUAGCAUCAUAGCAGUUACAGAAAAAAAAAGUGGAAUCACAUAUUUAAAGAUAGACCCAGAAUAUGAUAGCAAAUUUUGAAAUGUGUGCAAUGUUAAUUUCCCUGUUUGAAUCAAGACACCCACUCUUCCAAAUGUCUGUUUGAACUACUGAACCUCAAUGAAUGUACAGACACACUUUGUGUGUGUGAUAUAAAACAUUCAUAAUGCCAUGACUUUCAUUGUCUGAACUUUACAACGAAAUAAAUCUGAUGAUGAUGAUGUCCAAGUUGAUCACAAAAACAAUUUCUACAUGUGCUCAUAAUGUAUUCCAACUGGUUGGAUGUCCCCAAAAUUUAGAUAUACCUGGCAGCUGUCUUACAACUGGUUUGAUGUCACCCAAAAUUUAGAUAUACCUGACAGCUGUCUUACGUCUGGUUUGAUGUCACCCAAAAUUUAGAUAUACCUGACAGCUGUCUUACGUCUGGUUUGAUGUCACCCAAAAUUUAGAUAUACCCAACAGCUGUCUUGCAACUGGUUGGAUGUCACCCAAAAUUUAAGUAUACGUUAAAUGUUGUUUUACAGCUGAGAUCAUGCUGAAAACAUCAAUUCCUUGGCCACCUAAACUGCUAACGUAUUUGAGGCCAAAUUUUUAAUGUGCAAUUCCUCGUGGUAGUUGAAAGUACAGACCAUACGUGAGACUUUCACAUAAUUUUUAAGCCCAUUCUGGUAUUAAUGUGCAAACAGAUGUAUUUUGCCUUCCUUUGAUUAACUUUAAACUAUUAUUUACUGUAGCCAUGGAAAGCUCAUUUAAGAUCUUGUAUUUCUUUAACUGAUGUCUGACAGUAAUUAAAGGAUGAAAAUGUGACUGGAAAGUGAGGAUAACUGUUUGUAAAGAAUACCUCUUGGAUGUUACUAAAACUUAGAUGAUAUGACUACAUAUGAUUUCCUUCACACAUCUUCAUGCAUCACCUAACCUAGAUCUACUGUGGCAAAAGAUAUUUUUCCAGUGUACUGGUAUCACAGUUACCAUGAAAAGUUGUUUAGAGUUUAUAUUAAAUGUUACUGUGCUCAUUAUUUUUGCUCAUUUGAUUGUUUGAUAAAAUAUACCCCAACUUCUAAAUAUAUAGCUCGCAUUUUACGUCUCCGUUGUAAAUAUUGGUGUGCUCUGGACUUCAUGGUAAGGUGACCUUAUUCUAUAGUCAUUAAACUGGUGCCACAGAUUUAAGGUAACAAGUUCGGCUGAGAGAUAUAUAGACAGCUAUACACUUAUAUGAGCUUAUACAUGGGUGUUACCUGGUAAAUUUUGUUUUGUUUUAUGUUAAAACAAAUUUAACUUAUAAGUGAUUUUUCAUUUGUGUCUAUAGGUGCUGUUUUAAAGUUGAUUCUCUUGUGUACCAUUCAUGUUAUGUUUAUUUUGAUUUGUACUAUCUGCUGCCUAUUUUUAAAAAUUUUCAGACACGGGUAAAAAUAUCCCUUAUGUGUACAUUCCUUGCCCACACUGUAAUCUUUCUUAUUUUGAACACGCUUACUAAAAAGCUUAAUAUAUAUGUAUAUAUAUGACACAUUAGAAUGGAUUUAUGUCAAGCAUAUGACUGUGUACUAUUUCACAUAGAUAUACCUAGCAUAAAACAUCUAUUCAGUCUGAUACUGAUAUAUAAAUAUCAGAAAAAUAUUGAAAUGAGAUGAUCAGUAGAGCGUGUUCUGUAACAGACGAGUACACAAGGGUGAAUCCAUGUCUAUUUACACUAGUCAUGUGUUGGUGUAUGUUGAUAAGUUGGAAAUAUUGGUCUAUACAGUACUGUAUUUAUUCUACAAUAAGUCCAGGGUCCAACACUCAAAAUCGGGGGGCCCUUAGGGCUGUCACUUAUUAUUACUCACUCGAAGCCAGUGGAUGGACUUGUUACUGGAAUAUAUUAUUGUUUUUUAGUUUAACUUAUGAACUUAUUGCUAGAUGAAUGUUACAUAUUCCAGCUUAUUAUAUAUCCCAUGGCUCUCCUCAUGCUGUGCUGGACACCAUGAUGUGCUCUUAAACUGGAGAGACUGGAAGUGAUUAGAGUGUUUGCUUGUCCAAUAUAGACAUUUUUUAUGAUUAAGUAAAAAUGACAGUGUACGCAUUUGUGUUCUAGACUCAAGUAGAGAUUCUUAAGAAAAGGAAUUCUAAAUACAUAAGAUUAUCAUAACUUAAUGAUAAAAUGUAACUACGUUUUGUUAGGAAAUUUUGAAUAAGAAAUUGAAUGCCAUGUUUGAUCAUUAUCAUUGAAAUACGUGUCAACUUUCCAAGCUUUUGCAGGCUGUUGAUUCUGAUAUAUUGAAAUAAACAGAAAAAUGACAAGGAAGCUUGAUGCCACACUCAGGCAAAAACACUUUAUUUUGUGUAUUUUACAGACUCAUCACCUCUGCAGGUACACUUAUUUACUUAUUUAGUGAAGAACUGUAACACCACAUGAAUUUCACAUACAACAAACACACACUACCAGUCAAAGAAACACAACAGGACACCUUAAAGGGUAACAUAGGACUCACACCGGAGCGUAGGUGCCCACACACUCCUGCACUCCCCCUCUCCUCAAAAUGAAUAGGACCUCUUCCCCAUUUCUAUACUCUGCCCCAUACCUACAACCUAUCUUUCCUACCUCUCCCAGAAGUCUUCCUUUCCUCUCACCCCUCCCUUUAACACACUUAGGAUAUCCCAUAGCACUCACUCUGUCAGUAGGUAACCUUGUAACAAGUCUGUUUCAUUAACCACUUACUAAGCUCCUACUAACACCUCCAACCUCUUUUGAUACUUACCUCACAGUCACAAAAUAUUAUCAUAUAAACAUCAUAUAACUGUACAGACACGAAAAACAAAUCACCACCAGCACCUUACUAACAACUAAACCACAGUCCAUCGGAUGGGACUCAAAAUGGUGACCCGUGUGAGAAUGUCAAACUCGCACGAUAAAGAUCCCUCUGGUUUUUCAAAGCAGGCAUUAUAACGCCGGCCCAGAGGUUAUGGUUAGAUUAGCAGUAGGGACUAUUUAUUAAAUAAUUUUGAAAUAUACUUUCCUCAUAGAGAAAUUUAUUUAGUGUAGGAUCCCCUCCCUCUCUCUCUUUUCUUAACCGGUCCUCUUGCUUUGAUGUGCUUAGUAUUAGGCUAGGUCUACAAUAAGGCUCAAGAGUCAUCUUCUAAAUUACAGUUUAGAAACAGGUCAGAUAGCAUAGAGGGCCCCUCUCUAUCUCAUCUCUGUAAUUCAUUCUCUCCCAUCAAUCCUUUUCCUAUCUACUCUUUUUCCUAUCUUCUCUUGUCUGCUGAAAGCCUGAAGGGCAUAAUAGUGGACAUAAAACCUGUUAAAUAGGUAUAUGAUAUAUUGUGAGAUGUUGUAUGUAUAUCUGUGUCAAUGUAGGAUUAUUUGGUGUGUUUAUUUAAUGGUAUACACAAAUGUAUUGUUGUCCAACACCAAUGCAAUUCCCAAUAACUGUUCACAAAAACUGAUCAAUGAUUUAUGUUUUGUUUCUUUUCUGGGGAAAACGAUGAAUAAAACUUAAUUAUUUCUUAGAA